GUGGUGGGGGGUUUAAUAAUAUCAAACAAAACAAUACGACUCACAUCACACAUGGCGCUGGCAUUUUCAACAAACAAUUAACUGAGUUUCAGGUUUUUAUAAAUAAUUCCGUAGCAAAGAAGCAAUUACAACAUUUAAUAGUAAUUAUCAAAGAAAUUUUAAAUUAUGCCAUCAAAAAUAUUUCCACUAUUCCGACUGCCGGUUCUGCAAAUCUUCCGAGGUUUCCACGUCAGCUCUAUUUGCACAGCAAGAGGCCGUGUCCCUCCAUUCUCGGCUGAAAUUCUGGAAAACAAGCUGCAUCUGCAAGAGAAUACCGCUCAUGUUACUGCUCCUAUUGAUGAAAGCGAGACUCCAGUAAUUGAACUCAGCAAAGAUGAAAUUGUGAAAGAAAUUGAGCGAAAGCAAGAGCGGAAGGAAAAGACUGAAGAGGCGAAUGCAGAUUUGCCACCGUUUCAAAAACUUGCUGAUUCGGAUAAAACUUUCGGGCAGGCUAUGCAACUCACAAUGAAAACCAAGAAAAACAGAUUGGUUGCUUUGGAAGGAAGACGUUUGAUCGAAGAUGCCCUUCAUGCCGGAAUCAAGUGCGAAAGUGUCUUUUUUAGCAAGAAGGAUCUUGUCCGAGGAAUCCAACUGCCCGAAGGUAGCAGAACCAAGUUUUUCAAAACUCCUUACCAAAACUUGAGACUUUGGACUGCACUUACAACAUGUCCUGGAAUAACUGGCAUUUUUCACCAACCAAUUACCGAGGAGCUGCAGACUUUGCUGCCACUAUCAAAUGAAAACAAUCUUUUGCCAGUGAAUUUAGUUUGCGACCAAGUCAGAGAUCCUGGGAACAUGGGUGCCAUUCUCAGAGUAGCAGCCGCAGCAGGAUGCAACCAAGUCAUCACUACACAAGGUUGUGUUAACAUCUGGGACACAAAGGUUAUCAGGGCAAGUAUGGGCUCUGUUUUCCGAGUUCCCGUAUCACAUCAAUCGAGCUGGGACCAACUGGGGAGCUUGGUUGAUUUGGAAAAGGCGUCUGUAUUUUUAGCCGACAACAGAGAAUCAAUCGCGUCAGAGCUUCAGAGCUACUCAAAUAUGAGUUACUUGCAAGAAUUCAAACCAAUUGUGCUUGUGGUGGGUGGAGAAACCCUCGGUUUGAGCUCAAGUGCAAAUAAAUUGAGCAAUGCAAUCAAAAUUCAUAUCCCGCUGACCCAUGGUGUGGAGAGUCUCAAUGUUGGGUCUGCAGUGGCUGUUAUUUUGUUUGAAAUCCGCCGUCAAAAAUUAGUACAAGAACAUCGCCUUCAGGCUGAAUAGUUUAGUUUGUAGCAAUGUUAUGCUAGCUGUUUGAAUGUUCUACUUUUUUGGCAGCAUAAUUAUUAUUAUAAUAUCUGUAUUGCAUAAGAAUAAAUUAUGGCUCUGAUCAGAUGCAUGAA
Messenger RNA from Neocloeon triangulifer, 1415 nucleotides. RefSeq names its product rRNA methyltransferase 3, mitochondrial. The record is from RefSeq and is a predicted model, not a curated record. Gene Ontology annotation, molecular function: RNA binding; RNA methyltransferase activity. Gene Ontology annotation, biological process: RNA processing. Bases 166 to 1296 code for a protein of 376 amino acids. NCBI's taxonomy places the organism in Eukaryota, Metazoa, Arthropoda, Insecta, Ephemeroptera, Baetidae. The transcript has 5 exons.